CGCUACUCAGACCAUCGCGGAUGUCCAAGAUUCACGUCUUUGAGUAUAGCAAAAGCAGUCGCGCGACUUGCCAUGGCCCGGCGCCAUGCAAAGGGUCUCCCAUUGAGCUUGGGUCCCUAAGGUACGGGCAGGUCAGCGCAGGCAAGUACGGGGAGACUGUCGAAUGGCGGCAUUGGGGAUGCGUUACGCCCGACAUUCUCACGAAGCUAGCCGCAGCAAAGCUUGAGACUGUUCCUGGCUUCAGCAACCUCUCCCCUGCAGACCAGAGCAAGAUUCGACUCGCAGUGGGCCUUGGACGCAUCGACUCCGCGGACAUUCCCGCCAGCGCUAAGGGCCCCGCUCUCUCCACGCCCGGUCCUAGUCAGAAGAAACGGAAAUUGCAAUAUGAAUCCUCAUCUGCUUCGCAGAACACCCCGCCAAGUUCCUCGCAGCCGAGCUACUCACAGCCAUCGUCCUCGCAACCUCUACGCAGUAUUUCUGGGCCACCCCUGUCGCAGCUUUCGCGGCUGGCUGAAGAGAUAGAGGACGAACCUGAGGAAGAGAACAGGGACGAGCUAUAUGUGAUGCUGAGGACAAGUAUAGUCGGGGUCCAGUACUACAAAGGGCUGGUCGGCCCAGGAGAAGAGGUGUUACUUGUUCGGGAGCCUCACAAUAGAUAUGACAGGAAUGCAAUCCAAGUCAAGAACAUCGGCGGCACACAGGUCGGCCAUAUUCCACGAAACAUCGCAGCGAAGCUCGCACCCCUCUUGGACAGUGGUUCCGUCACCGUAGAGGGCGUGAUGCAUGAAGGCAAUUUGCAGGGCUUCACCUAUUCUCUUGACAUGACUUUGAAGAUCUACGGUCCUACCGAGAGGCGCAAUAUUCUAGAGCCCAAACUCGUUUGGGCCACCCCGGGUGGCCGCGGUUUCCCGAAACCAGGCCCCAACGGCAUCCGACCCGUACCAGGUGCACCUACGCAGCGCGGCGCCCCUAUCCACGCUCCCGUUUCUGUCCCCCAGCGAGCUGCACCUAAUCCCAACCAGCAGCAGCGCGCACAGAAGAUGUCGGCUGCUCAGCAGGAGGCCUUGCGGAAGCAACAGGAGGCACGGCAAGAAGCUAUUCGCAAGCAGCAGGAGGCGCAGCAAGAAGCUAUACGCAAGCAGCAGGAGGCCUUCGCAAGGGCGCAGGAGCUCCGACAGAUCUUGAAUAAUCUGGAGAAAGUGGAUGACGAGGGCCGUCGUGCUUCGUUGCUUGACACACUAUGCUCUGUGGACGACGUGCUCGGGUUGCCCGUCCAUCCGAACCCUCCCGGGAUUGCGAGCGGACUGCUGAAGGUUGACUUGUUGAGGCAUCAGAGCCAAGCGCUGCAGUGGUGCAUUGAGCACGAAUAUCCUCAGAUACCCAAGAGCGAAGAUGACAAACCGGUUCAGUUCUGGCAGCUGAAGCAGGGACAGAAGAGGUACUAUUACAACAUUGCGACCAAGACUCCUCAGGAGGCAGUGCCCGUUCUCGGGCGUGGAGCACUCUGUGCGGACAGCAUGGGCCUGGGUAAGACUUUGACCAUGCUCGCGCUUGUGCUCGCCACCAAGUCGGAUAUCCCGAAGGACCAUUCGAGAUCGACGCUCAUCGUCGUGCCGCUUUCGGUUAUGUCGAAUUGGGAGAAACAGAUCGAGGACCAUGUCCAGCCUGGCGCACUCACGUCCUGCGUGUACUACGGCAAGACCCGUGAUAUGUCUCCCACCGAGCUCAAGAAGUAUGACGUCGUGAUCACGACAUAUCAGACGGUCGUGCAAGACCACGAGCUCAGCCUUGUCGGUAAGGCUGGUGGGCCUGCUGCGAAGAGGCAGAAGACGGACAAGGGCUUGUUUGACAUGCAGUGGAAGCGGAUCAUCCUGGAUGAGGGCCAUAAUAUUCGCAAUUCCAAGACGAAGAUGGCGAAGGCGGUAUGUGCGCUGACCGCUCAGCGCCGCUGGGUGCUUACUGGUACCCCGAUCAUCAAUUCCCCGAAGGAUUUGGGGUCCAUCCUCACGUUCUUGAGAAUUUGUAGUCCUUUGGACAACGAGGACUUUUUCAAGCGCAUGGUCCUUCGUCCACUUAAGGACGGCGACCCUGCUGGUGCUGAGCUAUUGCGGGCUUUGAUGAGCCACAUUUGUAUUCGGCGAACGAAGGAGAUGCAAGACAAGGACGGGAAGCCUCUCGUACCGUUGCCGCCUGUAGAGAUCACCAUGAUUCCGGUGACGCUGACACCGCAGGCCAGAGAGAUGUAUGACGCCGUCGAACAAUUGUCUAAGGAGCGGGUUGGGAGUUUGCUCCACCGGCACGGAUCUAUCCAUUCCGCUGCUGUGCAGUCUAAUGUGCUCAGCUUGUUGACUCGUAUGCGCCAACUCGCGCUUCACCCUGGUCUUGUGCCGCCUAACUAUCUCGAGCAACUCCGAUCCGGAAACGAAGCUGCGGAGGAAGAAGAGGAUGGGUCUGCUCCUGUCCAGAUUACUGCCCAGGAGAAGACUCGCCUUCAAGGCAUUCUUGCGCAGGCAAUAGAAGACUGCGACGAAUGCCCCAUCUGUUUCAGCAUCCUCAGCGAGCCGCGGAUCACGUUCUGUGGACAUAUGUUUUGUUUACCCUGUAUCACGGAAGUUAUCUCUCGAGAUCCCAAGUGUCCGAUGGAUCGGCGCGCACUUGAAUUGACACAACUUGUGGAACCUCCUCCGCCGACGGACCUCACCCAAGCUCCCGUGAGGUUCGACGACGAUAUGGAAGAGGACAACAAUGAGCUCCGGACGGGUUCAUCAGCCAAGAUCGACCAACUUGUGACUUUGCUCAGACUCACUCCCGACAACGACAAGUCCCUCGUAUUCUCUCAAUUCACAUCAUUUUUGGAUAAGAUUGCGGAGACCUUGGACAAGGAAGGGAUUCCGUAUGUCCGUUUCGACGGCAAGAUGUCUGCUAAGCGCCGUCAGGAGACUAUCGCUCGUUUCUCCGUUCCUAUCAAAGCCGCCAGCGGUGGACGUUCCUUCAGCCAGGCGUCGGUGCCCCCGCCUACCGACAGUCAGGCGCCUGCGUCAACCCAGCGGUCUCGUAGGGUCCGCUCCUCUCACUCUGUCCUCGUUGAAGGUCCCAUUGACGAUGGUGCCGAUGGCGACUAUGAGCUCGAUGACGACGAGCAGGACAAUGAUGACGACUUCAUCAGUGAUGAUGAAGACCACCUCGCUUCUCGUCGCACCAAGUCGAACAAGGGCAAAGGCGAGGGAAAAGGCGAGGCGAAGGGUAAAAAGUCUUGUGGCACUGCUAGCGAGCCUACGCCGAGCAACCCGGAAUCCGAUGGCGUGAAUCCUCGUGUCAUGCUCAUCUCUUUGAAGGCGGGUGCACUGGGGUUGAACCUGACCGUUGCGAACAAUGUCUACUUGAUGGAUCCUUGGUGGCAGGAAGGCAUCGAGUCCCAGGCUAUCGACCGUUGCAACCGAAUCGGUCAAAAGAAGCCAGUCAACGUCUACCAGCUCAUUGCCGAGAAUACUGUUGAGUCCAAGGUCAUGGAGAUCCAAGAGAAAAAGAAGAAGCUUAUCUCGGAGGCCUUUGCCGGCAUCAAGAACGCUGACACCAAGAGGCAGAAGAAGGAAGCCCGCCUACAAGAGCUUGUGCAUCUCUUCGGCCUUCAGAGACAAGUUGGGGCUGAGGAAGCUCCAGGAGGCAACUCCCAGACUACCCUUGACUCUUGGCGUGCUUGAAGAAGCUGCAUUCAGUAUCAUAUAUCCUAAUCUUACUACCUCGCAUAGCCUUCUAAUUGUUCAGUGCUAAUGCCUACAGUAACCAUGUCGUAUGUGCUGCUCAGGAUCAGGUCUUACACUACUAUCUAAUACGACAGACCGAGCUGUUAUUACUAAUAUAUUCCACACCAAUCACAUAUCGCAUACGGUG
This is a messenger RNA of Dichomitus squalens LYAD-421 SS1, 3891 nucleotides long. RefSeq lists its product as uncharacterized. The record is from RefSeq and is a predicted model, not a curated record. The coding region runs from base 21 to 3701 and encodes 1226 amino acids. The transcript has 29 exons. Gene Ontology annotation, molecular function: hydrolase activity, acting on acid anhydrides, in phosphorus-containing anhydrides; ATP-dependent chromatin remodeler activity; ATP binding. NCBI's taxonomy places the organism in Eukaryota, Fungi, Basidiomycota, Agaricomycetes, Polyporales, Polyporaceae.